AUGGGAUCAUGUGUUUCUAAAUCAGGACAGGUUGCAGGGGAAGAUGAAAACAAUGAAGAAGAGGAGGAGCAAUACGAAGAAGAUGAAGACGAAGAUGCUUUUCUCAUUAAAACUGUACCUUUUGCUGAUUUUGUUUUCCAAAAUGAGCCCAUAAUACAUGAUUACGAGUUUAUCAAGUGUGUAAGUUCCAAAUCUUUCUCUUCGAUAUACUUAGUAAAGAAUGUUCAAACAAAUCGAUAUUUUAUUGCAAAAGUUUAUCAAUUUUCACAGUUUAUUAUUAAAGAUGCUGAAGAAAAUAUACAACCGUAUUACAGAAUACAAAAUUCACUGGAUAUUGUUUCAGAAUUGAAUCAUCGGUAUAUAAUUUCUUUAGUAGACGCAUUUACAGAUGAAAUUACUAAUACACUAAACAUUAUAAUGCCAUUAGCUGCACUAGGAAAUCUUAAAACACUAUAUCGAAAAAAGCAAUGCACUCAAUCUUUAAUUAAUCUAUGUUUCCUUCAAACAGCAAUGGCACUAUCAUACAUGCAUUCCAAAAAUAUCGUGCAUAGGGAUGUAAAGCCAGAAAAUAUUCUGGCCAUUUCCGAGGAUUUGUUUGUUCUGACAGAUUUUUAUUUAGCACAACAUGUUAAAGAUGACGAAAAAGUAUCCGAUAUUACAGGUACAAUCGGCUUUUUGGCGCCAGAAAUUUUCAAUGGAAAUGAAUAUUCUCCAAAACCAGCCGAUGUCUGGGCAUUUGGCGUGUCAUUAUAUGAGAUAUGCUUUGGAAAAUUACCUUUCAAUAUCGAAACGAAUGAAGAAUAUUCAUAUUUAGAAGCAUUUGAACAUGUUAAAUUAUGCUUGGAUACAAACGAGCUUGAAAUACCAACAGAUGAUAAAAUGCUUUCAGACCUCCUAAAGAAGAUUUUACAGCUAAGUCCUGCUAAUCGACCAACUUUUGAUCAAAUCAUUGCCGAUCCAUUCUUUGAUCCGGCAAGACCAGUUGAAAAAGAAAUAGAAAAAGAAGAUAAUCAAUAUCAAUAG
Molecule: messenger RNA, 1023 nt
Organism: Trichomonas vaginalis G3
Lineage: Eukaryota; Parabasalia; Trichomonadida; Trichomonadidae
Product: histone serine kinase protein
Exons: 1
Coding region: 1-1023 (340 amino acids)
Biological process (GO): protein phosphorylation; mitotic DNA damage checkpoint signaling
Cellular component (GO): nucleus; cytoplasm
Molecular function (GO): ATP binding; protein serine/threonine kinase activity
Source: RefSeq, a predicted model, not a curated record